AUGACUAUUCAAGCUCAGAAGGUGGCCCUCUUUGGGGCAAAUGGUCGAGUGGGAAAUGCCUUGCUCCAUGCUUUAGUUAAUUGCAAAGAGCAACGUUUCGAGAUUCUAGCUUUCAUUUCUCCCAUGUCAACGCUGCGACUCUCUGUACGGUCGGAAUUUGUUACGUCUGUGCAUCUCGACAUCUCGAGCGCAUCACCCGAGGAGAUCGGCAUCAAGCUACAAGGUGUGGAUAUUGUGCUGAGCGCUCUGGGCGGGAACCUUCUUGAUCGACAGCGAUGCAUCCAAGACGGCGCUGCGCUCGCUGGUGUAAAACGAUUCUAUCCUAGCGAAUUUGGCAUGUGCCAAAUCCCUAUCUUCCCUGGAAGUCAACCAAUCCUUCAUCCGACAUGGUUACAGAAGCUGCAGUGUCUUGAGAGUGCCAUCAGACAUCCGGCUGUGCGAUCAGGCAAGAUGACAUAUACUGUUAUUGGCUGCGGCGAGCUAUUCGAUGCCCCGGGAGAAGACACUCUAUGCCCCUGGCACGACAGCAAUGCAGAAGAUUACACCCUAUACGUAGUUGGCAAUCCAGAUGCUCUGAUGGACUAUUCGUCCGUCAAAGAUGUCGCCGAAUUCCUUGUGUCCACCAUUUGUCAUCCAGAGUACUCGGAGAACAGAAUUCUGGGAUUUCGCGGAGAUCACACUAGUUUCAGCGAGGUCGCAAGUUCUCUAAAGCGGCAUUCGGGAAGAUCAGUGAGUCUGAAAUUCAUAUCAUUUGAGGACGCUGAGAAUUGGAUUACCAAUCCCUCCCUGAUUCCUAAGGAUGUCCAUUUCGAUAGCGGCUUUCCUGGCGACUUUCUCCUUUUGCUUCGCUAUGUCCAGGGCCAGGGAAUCUUCUGGCGCCCCCGGGGGCAAUUUCAAGAUCAUCUGCUCCAACGGGAGCCGCUGUCGGUGGAUGAAUAUUUUCAGGCAUUGUUUUCGAAGAACUCAUGA
Molecule: messenger RNA, 969 nt
Organism: Aspergillus steynii IBT 23096
Lineage: Eukaryota; Fungi; Ascomycota; Eurotiomycetes; Eurotiales; Aspergillaceae
Product: NAD(P)-binding protein
Exons: 2
Coding region: 1-969 (322 amino acids)
Source: RefSeq, a predicted model, not a curated record